AAAAAGUUCUCGAAGGGUUGACUUUGCAGUAGUAGGCUGUUUCCACCUUUUCGCCUACAACACCUUCAAAUCUUUCUUUUCCUCUUGUGUCUUCCUGCAGAGUAGGUCGAGGGGAGUCCUUUCUACACCGUCAACAUGUCAGACGAAGUCUACGAGGGUGCCAUCGGCAUCGACCUUGGUACCACUUACUCCUGUGUCGCCGUCUACGAAGGCACAAAUGUCGAAAUCAUCGCCAACGAGCAGGGUAGCUUCACCACUCCCUCGUUCGUCUCCUUCACCGACGAAGAGCGCCUCAUCGGCGAGGCCGCAAAGAACCAGGCCGCAAUGAACCCGGAAAACACAGUCUUUGAUGUCAAGCGAUUGAUCGGCAGACGAUUUGACGACCCGACUGUGAAGAAAGAUAUCGAAUCAUGGCCGUUCAAGGUUGUUGACCAGGGUGGCAAUCCCAUGGUUCAGGUUCAAUACUUGGGGGAGACCAAGACUUUCUCACCCCAGGAAAUCUCCUCCAUGGUUCUGAUGAAGAUGAAGGAGGUUGCCGAGACCAAGCUGGGCAAGAAGGUUUCCAAGGCCGUCAUCACCGUGCCUGCUUAUUUCAAUGACAACCAGCGACAAGCUACCAAGGAUGCCGGUGCCAUUUCCGGCCUCAACGUCCUCCGUAUCAUCAACGAACCCACCGCCGCCGCCAUCGCCUACGGUCUUGGAUCCGGCAAAUCAGACAAGGAGCGAAACGUCCUCAUCUACGACCUUGGUGGUGGUACAUUCGAUGUUUCGCUGUUGAACAUCCAGGGUGGUGUCUUCACGGUCAAGGCUACUGCUGGAGAUACCCAUUUGGGUGGUCAAGACUUUGACACCAACCUCCUCGAGCAUUUCAAGAAGGAGUUCACGAGGAAGACCAAGAAGGACUUGUCUGGUGACGCCCGUGCCCUUCGACGACUCCGCACCGCCUGCGAACGUGCAAAGAGAACCUUGUCGAACGGAACCCAGGCCACGGUUGAAAUUGACUCGUUGUUCGACGGCGAGGACUUCAAUGCUACCAUCACCCGUGCCCGAUUUGAGGAUCUCAACGCCAAGAUCUUUAACGGCACUUUGGAGCCUGUCCAACAAGUCCUGAAAGAUGCCGCCAUCGAGAAGUCCAAGGUGGAUGAGAUUGUCCUCGUUGGUGGCUCGACCCGUAUUCCUCGUAUCCAGAAACUGCUGAGCGACUUCUUUGACGGCAAGAAAUUGGAAAAGAGCAUCAACCCCGACGAAGCCGUCGCCUACGGAGCCGCUGUUCAGGCUGGUAUCCUGUCCGGCAAAGCCACCUCUGCUGAGACUGCCGACCUUCUCCUGCUGGAUGUCGUUCCUCUUUCUCUGGGUGUGGCUAUGGAAGGCAACAUCUUUGCCCCUGUUGUUCCUCGCGGACAGACAGUCCCAUGUAUAAAGAAAAGAACCUUCACAACUGUCGUUGACAACCAGCAAACCGUGCAGUUCCCUGUAUAUCAAGGAGAGCGGACCAACUGUGAAGACAACACAUCCCUAGGCGAAUUCACCUUAAGUCCAAUCCCACCAAUGAGGGCGGGAGACGCUGCUCUCGAAGUUGUGUUUGAGGUUGAUGUCAAUGGCAUUCUCAAGGUCACUGCCACGGAGAAAUCCUCUGGACGGAGCGCCAACAUUACCAUCUCUAAUGCGGUCGGCAAACUCUCCACUACUGAGAUCGAAAAGAUGGUCGAAGACGCUGCGAAGUUCAAGACCAGCGACGAGGCAUUCACCAAGAAAUUCGAGGCUAAGCAGCAACUCGAGUCUUACAUUGGUCGUGUGGAGGAGCUGAUCAAUGACCCCGGCUUGUCGAUGAAGAUGAAGCGUGGCAACAAGGCCAAGAUCGAGGAGGCCCUGAGUGACGCUAUGCAGCAGCUCGAGGUGGAUGAUUCGACGCCGGAUGACUUGAAAAAGAAGGAGUUGGCCCUGAAAAGAGCCAUGACCAAGGCCAUGGCUACGAGGUAGACGGCCACCCCGUCGACGAUUGGUUGGAUCUGUCAAACCAGUCUCGGGCAGGCCACCCCAUCACCCGAAAAGAUAUCGGAGCGCUACGUCUCCCAUCCUCAUGACAGUAUGCACGGCAUUUUCAAAAGAAAUGUGGCUGGCGUCGUUUUCGGAUAGUUCUCAGGCGGGUCAAUCAGGGCACCAGCUGCUGGUUGCGCUCGUCAAAAAGGCUAGGGAAAUGUCAUUGCCUUAGUAUGUUUUCAGAUAGAGCGGCAAUCUCGUUUCUCGGCCAUGAAAUCAGAAUGAAGAUAGUGUUCCCUUUGCCGCAACCGUGCUUUUUACACGGGGUUGAGCUCAAAGAUCUGUGGCUUCAGCUUGACGAGCCGCAGGCUGCCCAAAAUCGGAGUAUUGUUCUAUAUCAUUAGUAUCUAGCUCAGGAAGAUGUACCAGAAUCG
Cladophialophora immunda is the source of this 2414-nucleotide messenger RNA. Its product is annotated as hsp75-like protein. Gene Ontology annotation, cellular component: cytosol; cytoplasm; nucleus. Lineage: Eukaryota; Fungi; Ascomycota; Eurotiomycetes; Chaetothyriales; Herpotrichiellaceae. Gene Ontology annotation, molecular function: ATP binding; heat shock protein binding; ATP hydrolysis activity. The record is from RefSeq and is a predicted model, not a curated record. Bases 136 to 1980 code for a protein of 614 amino acids. The transcript is spliced from 8 exons. Gene Ontology annotation, biological process: protein refolding; cellular response to unfolded protein; vesicle-mediated transport.